AUCGUUCUGGAUUUCUCUGAGGCUAGGCAGCAGCAGCAAGGCUGAAAUGCAUCGACCGAGAGUUCGCUUCAACUUUUCGCUCCUUUGCGGAGUCCCCACGGUCAGUUACUACUUCUAAUAUCCUCCUGGAGACACUUCGUGAGCGAAAAUUACUUCUCGUAUCUUAUUAACCCUUCCGGGAGCUCCAUAGACGAACUUUGCGCACAAUCCUCCCACCCCUCGAAAGCAUCGCAAUAUCUAAUAUAUAGGAUGCAGACUAGUAGGGAAUUGGAAAAUGCGUACAGACGCGUAGAACGCCACCGGACAGAAGGUACUCCUAUGACGGUGUGGCAGAGGGAGUGUCUGGGAAAGAUGGACACGUCGAAUGGAAAGUCGGAGCCGAUUACCAUCAGCCCUUCGAAGUCUCGCGCGCUACGCAUCGCUGGCCCCCUAUCCCAGACUGAUUCGGCAUUUGCUGGCUUCUUCGCUGAAGCGUGCCGGGCAUGCACGGGAAGAUUCGUCUUCCGAACAAGAGAGUUCGCCGCAACGAUCUUGACUGGAAUACCGACCGACGUGAAAUACAAAGCAGUGUCCUACGUCUGGGGCGAGGUGAAAAAUCUCGGCAUCUAUUGUAGAUGCGGUGAACGAAAGGAUAUUCCAAUGGCGGGCCCAGAUCGAUUCAGCACUCUUCUUUCGCUUGCUGCAACGAAGAACGAUUGUGAUGGAGUGUGGUUGGAUGCACUGUCAAUCGACCAGGAUAGCCAUUCGGAUAAACAAAUCCAGAUAGCUGCAAUGGGGCAAAUUUACGACCGCGCAGAGACUGUGCUGGUCUUGCUUCCAGCUGCUGAUCAGGAUUGUUUUACCAACCUCCGCGUUAUGAUGAACGCCGCUCUUGAGCAAGAUGGCAUGGGCUUACUAGACUUCGAGAAGAUAACCUGGGAUACGUUCAAUGCCUCUCACCAAACGGUCGUAGAAUUCUUCCUCGCUAGCUUCGAAGACCACAAGCGUGGUGUCCAUAGCAGCACCUAUUUUCGACGUGCGUGGACGUUUCAAGAAUGGGCACUGGCGAAGGACGUUGAUGUCGCAUGCGAGAACCGACAGUCUGACGAGGGUGCGAUGGCACUUCUCCCCAACGUGAAAACUUGCGUCAUUCGCGCGGCGGUCAGACUUUCCAUGCAUCUCAAGACAUUCCAGUCGAUGGCAUCAGCGGCAGUGAAAUGCCGCAUGAAGGUCGCGGAUGUUCCGGCCUUCGUCGAGGACCUCAUGGGGCUUUUCCCACAAGAAGAUGUAUUCUGUUCUUCAGAAGAAGUUGAUUGGAAUGAGGUUUUCGUUGACAAUAUAUUUCCAUUUACGGGCAUGCACAAUCAGCUCCGCCUUCGUCUUGCAGGCAAGGAGCGCACUUCAGAACAACGAUUCCGUACUCGGCUGCAUCUAAUGCUGAAUGCGUUCAAUCUGUCCGAGCGUAAAGCACGUUUCCCGGCCGAUUUAGUCGCCUGCUGGGCCUCCAUGUGCAACGUAGCUUACGACUAUCAGAAUAACGACCAUGUUCAUGUAGCUCUCAAGAAAGUUGUGGAUGCGAUACGUGGCCGAGGAGUCAAGAUCUACAACUUCCAGGCAAACAUUGCGGGGGCUUCCGCCGAGAUGGAUCUAGACUUCUACACCUACGCAAUGGACCAACCUAUGAGGAAUUCGACAAACCGAGCGCUCACUUUCGGAGCACCAAGCUUUACCGGGGUCUCCGACUUUGCACAGCAUCUUCGCACAUCCUUGGACGAGAAACCUGAAUGUCGAUUGGAAGGGAACGGCGUUGCACUUAGGAGAGUAAUAGGUGCUCGAAUCGACACUAUUAUUCCAGCUGACAACAUCGACGCGGUUUGCGAAGAACUUUCAAGGAUUCAGACCGGGUACUGGGAGGAGAUCAGCUUGCUCGCCACUUUUCGAGAUCUUCGAGACGUUGCUCGUCCGAACCUUCAAGCCAUGGCGCAUGCAGAGCUCCAGAAGUUCCAACUCGUCACCAUCUCUUUUCACGACGCCAACAAACUGCUGCCUUACGAGCCCCAGGAGGAUCCCGAGGAGGUGGCGAAGCGACAGAAAGAAAUGGUUGAUGAUUACAAUCUUUUGAUGAGCCUCGAUAUGGCCAACCCAGGAAAACAUAAGCCCGUCACUUCAGUUCCCUCGAUCAAACUAGCGCCGGAGGUUGAGUAUCUCAAACACGCUUGGGCUAUAUGCCCCACUGCGCGCCUCGAUCGCAGCGUCUUCGUUGCGAGAGAGGGGCUUAACGGGACCCUGGUACUAGCGAAGCCUCUCGGAGCAACCUUUACCGUCAUUUCCUAUUUAACAGGAGUGGACAAGAUGAGCGGAGCAUAUCUGCUUCCCACAGACUCUGAUGGGGAAAUGAAAGUCAUCUUACGCGCGCCUCAACGGCCCGAUAUCAAUGCUGCAGCAAAAGGCGGAUUCUAUGCCAACCGCGAUCGACGAUGCAUUGCACUCUUCCAGCUCGACGACGUUGAAUACAUGGCGUUCUAGGUACCAUUCUGUUUAGUUCGAAAUGUUCUCCAGCAGAGGAUACUCCGCCAUCCCACCAUAGCCCUUUAAUCCCGCAAAGUUGCCAUUCUCGCAAAAUCGGAUGUUGUCCGUGACUUCACAGUGCGAGCAGUUCCCACAGGCGUGAUGGGAGAGUA
Molecule: messenger RNA, 2660 nt
Organism: Trematosphaeria pertusa
Lineage: Eukaryota; Fungi; Ascomycota; Dothideomycetes; Pleosporales; Trematosphaeriaceae
Exons: 3
Coding region: 250-2505 (751 amino acids)
Source: RefSeq, a predicted model, not a curated record